This is a messenger RNA of Molossus molossus (Pallas's mastiff bat), 1466 nucleotides long. It is a transcript of the gene TASL, whose product is annotated as TLR adaptor interacting with endolysosomal SLC15A4. Lineage: Eukaryota; Metazoa; Chordata; Mammalia; Chiroptera; Molossidae. The transcript is spliced from 2 exons. Gene Ontology annotation, biological process: regulation of toll-like receptor signaling pathway. The record is from RefSeq and is a predicted model, not a curated record. Bases 220 to 1104 code for a protein of 294 amino acids.
AAAUCAGACGAGCAAAACAACUCUUUUUCCAUUGGAUCAGUUAUAAAAAAAAAUGGAAAUGCAACGAGCAGCUUGGUUUCUUGAUUUUUAAGCAGUGACGGGUAUACUCACCAAAGGCUUGUGAACAUUUCUGGAUACAGCACUAGCUGGCUUAUUCAUCUCUGUAUGGUCAAUUGUCGUGUUUCUGCAGGACUAAAGGAGCAGAUUGGUUAGUGAAGAAUGCUGUCAGAAGGGUAUCUCAGUGGACUUGCUUACUGGAAUGACAUCCCCCAGAGUUGUACAUCUUAUCAUGAGAAGGUGGCUGAGGAAAAGGAGGAAGAGACGGAAUCUGCUGCUCUUUCCUAUUCCUCCUUGGAUGAAACACAAGUUGGAAGUCUCUACCUGAGCUGCAAAUCCUCUGGCAAAUUCAUUUCUUCAAGAGAGAGCCAACACAGUAGAAAUCAGAAACUCACAGUGCUACAGACAAACCCCAACCCCGUGUUUGAAAGCCCAAACUUGGCUGCAGUUGAAAUAUGUAGAGACCCCAGUAGAGAGACCUACUUGGUUCCACCUUCCUGCAAAAGUAUUUGCAAGAAUUACAAUGACUUACACAUUGCGGGGGGCCAGGUGAUGGCCAUUAAUUCAGUGACGACAGAUUUUCCUUCUGAGAGCAGUUUUGAAUAUGGCCCUUUGCUGAAAUCAUCUGAGAUUCCUUUGCCGAUGGAGGAUUCCAUUUCUACACAGCCCAGUGACUUUCCCCAAAAACCUAUCCAGCGGUAUUCAUCCUACUGGAGAAUAACCAGCAUCAAGGAGAAAAACAGCCUUCAAAUGCAGAAGCCUAUUUCUAAUGCUGUGCUGAAUGAGUACCUGGAACAAAAGGUGGUGGAGUUAUAUAAGCAGUACAUUAUGGACACUGCAUUUCAUGACAGUUCCCCUACCCAGAUUCUGGCAUCUGAACUCAUCAUGACAAGUGUGGACCAAAUUAGUCUCCAAGUGUCUAGAGAGAAGAAACUGGAGACCUCAAAAGCCAGGGAUAUAGUCAUUAACCGCCUAUUACAGUUGGUGUCCACUGAAAUCAGCACUCCUAGUCUCCAUAUUUCACAGUAUAGCAAUGUGAAUCCGUAAGAGAGAGGAUAUUUAUAUUCCUCUUUCUCAACUACUCAUAGCUAAAACAACACUUUAUUAUUCAUUUAUUCUGAGAAUGUGGAGGAGGGGUUUGUGAAGGAGUCAAGAGCUAAAGAAGUAAACGUUGGUUGGACGUCAGGUGUGAAUUAAGGGGAAAUCUCAUAUUACACAUGGUGAAGGAAUGUGGGAAGAGGAGUUAUAAGGAAUGAUUUCAAAGCGAGGGUUGGAUAGCAACAGAGGAAAAAUAAAAAUGAUUUAAAAAAGCAAAGGUAGGAUUCAUUUCAAGGAGUUUAGAAAUUGAAAAAGAAGACAAGACAAAGAAGAAGAACACACACAUCAUGGCAAAAGUAAAAAGCAAAAGG